CAUCCUCCUCUCUCUUUCACCACAGGCAACCCUGAUCGUGUGUGUGUGUGUGUCUGUAUAUAUACAUGCAUACCAACCUUCAUCUUGUGUAGUUAAUCCUCUCUCCAUCCCCAUUUCUCGACCAUGGCUGGAAUCGCCUUCGGCCGCUUCGAUGACUCUUUCAGUGUCGGCUCACUGAAGGCCUACCUCGCCGAGUUCAUCUCCACUCUCCUCUUCGUCUUCGCUGGCGUCGGAUCAGCUAUAGCUUACAACAAGUUGACGUCGAGCGCAGCUCUGGAUCCUGCGGGGCUCGUCGCUAUCGCCGUCUGCCAUGGGUUUGCGCUCUUCGUGGCGGUAUCGGUGGGCUUCAACAUCUCCGGCGGCCACGUGAAUCCGGCGGUCACCUUCGGGUUGGCUCUUGGAGGGCAGAUCACCAUCCUCACUGGCAUCUUAUACUGGAUCGCCCAGCUGCUUGGAGCUGUUGUCGGAGCUUUCCUCCUCAAGUUCUCAACCGGACUGGACACCCCCACCCAUGGACUGGGAGCAGGAGUGGGAGCAGGAGAAGGGGUGGUGAUGGAGAUCAUCAUCACCUUCGCCCUGGUGUACACGGUGUACGCGACGGCAGCCGACCCGAAGAAGGGCUCCCUCGGCACCAUCGCCCCGAUCGCCAUCGGCUUCAUCGUCGGCGCCAACAUCCUCGCAGCCGGCCCCUUCUCCGGCGGGUCGAUGAACCCGGCUCGCUCCUUCGGGCCCGCCGUCGCUAGCGGGGACUUCUCCGACCUCUGGAUCUACUUUGUCGGCCCCCUGAUAGGCGGCGGCCUCGCAGGGUUGGUGUACACCUACGCCUACUUGUUACACGACCACCAGCCACUUCCGCAGUGACUCGUAAGCCCUGCAGAAUAAGAGUGAACAGUGUCGUCUUGUUGCGAUGGUGUGACUUGCUUUGUAUCUUUGAAGUUUGAUGCUCAUUUCCUUGUGUAUUGCAUCGAGUCUUUUUAGUAUCUCCACUGUUUUCUUCUUUGAAGUCAAUGUUUUAUCAAGUAGGUUUGCAUGUUCUUCA
Molecule: messenger RNA, 1039 nt
Organism: Musa acuminata AAA Group (dessert banana)
Lineage: Eukaryota; Viridiplantae; Streptophyta; Magnoliopsida; Zingiberales; Musaceae
Product: probable aquaporin TIP2-2
Exons: 3
Coding region: 124-861 (245 amino acids)
Biological process (GO): water transport; transmembrane transport
Cellular component (GO): membrane
Molecular function (GO): water channel activity
Source: RefSeq, a predicted model, not a curated record